This is a messenger RNA of Hevea brasiliensis (rubber tree), 570 nucleotides long. Its product is annotated as CASP-like protein 4D1. Lineage: Eukaryota; Viridiplantae; Streptophyta; Magnoliopsida; Malpighiales; Euphorbiaceae. Bases 1 to 555 code for a protein of 184 amino acids. The transcript has 3 exons. The record is from RefSeq and is a predicted model, not a curated record.
AUGUCCGAACCAGAGGCCUUUAACAAGGCCAGACUGCCGAUAGUAGCAUUUAUUUUGAGACUUGUUACAAUGAUUUUGCUGUUGACAUCUCUUACUGUUCUUAUAACCGAUUCUGCCACUUUUAAACCUGUUUUAUCAUCAAAGGAAGUCACAAUUCGCAUGAAGUAUAUCUUACUCCUGCAGGUAAUUAAUUAUAAAUUAAUUAACAUUUCUCUUCUAAACAUUUACAUAUCUACUUCUACAGGGAAACACCUGGUAGGCUAUGGUGGCCUAAUUUACUUCAACCUUUUUAGUGACAAGGUGGUAUUAUCCCUACUGGCCAGUGGAGUUGGUGCAGGAUUUGGAGCAACUUACGAUCUUAAGAAAAACCUUGACAAUCUGGAUGAUAUACUUCAAAAACUAGGCUACAAAACUAUUGCUGAUAUUCAAUCAGAGCUCGACGAUUUCUUCAACUUGGGAUAUGUCUCUGCAACCCUCCUCCUCUUGGGUUUCCUUUACUUUGGAGUUUCUUCUUUCAUAUCAUCUCUGGCCCUUUCCAGGAGAACCCAAAACUAAAUAAAAUUAAAUUAA